UUACGAGUCAGUCUGUGGGAUUCCUCGUCACUUGCCUUUACAGCCCUUCUCUCCAUUGGGACUGUCGCGGGACAGAUCCCAGAGCAUGCCCCUCCACUGGCAGGGGGUUCCAUCCAUCCACUCCAGCCCGGCUUCGCUGGCCGGGUCCAGCCUCUCCUUAAGAGCACCUUCCCGUACUGAGUCUAUCCAGUCUCUGGACUCACUGGACGGUCCUGAUCCCUUCGACCCACCAGGAGACCAGGCUGUAAACUUUCUGCUGAAGGAGCUGAGGAGUAUUGAAGGUAGACCGGUCAGUUCACCCUCAGGAAGCAGGAUCCCAGUUCUGGAGAGAAAGUUUGCUGGAGAAGUCGAAGGAUUGUCAACGCCCAAAGUAAACAGAGCGCUGAACUUCGGGGACGCUGAGAACGGGAGGGACGAGGUGGAUGGAGAGGAUGGAGAUGUUCUGACAGAGCUGAGGGAAGAGUACAUGCCUCUUCAUCGAGAGAGCGCCACUACCAGGGUUCCCGGUGCCUUGAAGCACCUACGGGCCCAACUGGACCAGGCUGCGUCUCGAAUCAGAACUCUGGAGGCUGAGCUGAAGCGAGGAGGCCGACCAGCUGAAGUAAACGGAUCAGAGGAACCGACCUUUGAGGACGGCGGCAGCUUCGUGCUGCAGAGCUUCGGUCACUCCCUGCAGAGCCGGGAGCGUCUGAUCCAGGAGUGUUUGGUUCUGAUCCGAGGACUCUGUGUGCAGGAAGGAGCUGGAACCGAGCUGAGCAACAAACUGACUGAAAGUCUGAAGGAGAUUCUGUCCGACAACAAGGCUGCUCUGGAGACUCUGAGGUCUGAAACGACAGAGAAACAGAAGAACUUGGAGGAAGAGGUUGAUGCUCUGAGGAAGGCCGGACGAGACCGGGAGAAAGACCUGGACACGCUCAGCGCGGUGCUGCAGUGCAACCAAGACCUGAUCAACGAUCUGCGAGGAGCUCUGGAGGAGAAGCAGUAUCUCCUGAAGGAGGUGGACAAGGAGCAAGAGCUGUGGCGACGGAGAGAUGGAGCCCUCGCUGCCGUCCUGAAGGAGAAGGAGGUUCUGAUCCAGAACCUCAAACAGCAGCUGCAGGCUCUCUCCAGCUCUGCGAUUGGUCCGCAGUUGUCAGGGGGCGGGGCUGAACUGACGGAAAAUGGCGCCAUCUUGUGUCAGGAGGUGACCAAACUGACGGCAGCCCUGCAGGAGAGUCAGAAGGAGCUGCAGGCGGAGCGGGACAGGCACAGCCGGGAGGUUUCCUCUCUGAUGGACCGGCUCAGGGGCCUUCAGCAGGAGCUGAGGGAGGUGCAGAAGGAGAGGAAGGAGGCGGAGAGAGCCCAGCAGAACCAGCGAGAGGACCGAGAGCGAGAGGAGAGGAGGCUGAGGGACAACCUGAUGAAGAGGGACAAACUCAUCGAGCAGGUCCUUGUGGACGCCGAGCAGCGGGACCAUCUGUUCAGAGAGCUGCAGCAGAACCUGCAGAACAGACGGGAACCUGUGACGGCCGUCAAACACACACUGUGACAUCACAGGAGAUGGACCAAUGAGACGCCGCCGCCAUGCUGUGAUGUCAGAGACGCCACCACACAGAGACGGAGAGACAAUUUCUGUCUUCGUUGGUUGUUUUCCAGACAUUUCUGGAUGUUCAGGACCUUCAAAGCACAAGAUGUUGGAUUUAAUUAGUAUUUAAUGAGUUUAAGUUUGAAGGGGUCUCAUUUCUUAAUGUUUAAUUAUUUAAUAAACGAUUUAUUCA
Messenger RNA from Nematolebias whitei (Rio pearlfish), 1757 nucleotides. Its product is annotated as cingulin. The transcript has 9 exons. The record is from RefSeq and is a predicted model, not a curated record. The coding region runs from base 86 to 1528 and encodes 480 amino acids. NCBI's taxonomy places the organism in Eukaryota, Metazoa, Chordata, Actinopteri, Cyprinodontiformes, Rivulidae.